Molecule: messenger RNA, 1245 nt
Organism: Coccinella septempunctata (seven-spotted ladybird)
Lineage: Eukaryota; Metazoa; Arthropoda; Insecta; Coleoptera; Coccinellidae
Exons: 1
Coding region: 1-1167 (388 amino acids)
Source: RefSeq, a predicted model, not a curated record
AUGAAUAAUUUAAGCAACCCUUAUACUUACAAUAUUGUAACCCCUCAUAGUGUAACCCAGAGUGAUGCGAUGAACUUCCAGUUUGGUUUUCCAUUUCCUGGUGCCAGCAAUUUUAAUAAUAUACCAUAUGGUAUGCCCCCUGUGCAAAGUAACAUAACUAAUCCUACUGAGCCAUGGAUCGAUUCAUGGCUUGUUAAAAUUGGAAAAACCCAACCAACAUUAACAAAUGCUGUAAAAAAGCCAAAAGCUUCUAUUACUUCUGCUAGAGAAUCACUGAGGGCCUGUCUAGAUAUUUUGGAUAAACUUAAUGCCAUCAGUGGGGACUUGAGAACCAAUGUUCAAAAGUUAUCAUCGGCAGAAUGGAAGAAAAAAACUAUAAAAAUUGGUCAAUUGAAAGAAAAUUACUCUAUUAUAAUGAAUACUUUGAGUAACCCUGAAAAUAUGACGUCUCUACAGAAAGCUGUCAAGGAAAGAAAGAAGAAAAGAUCAACUCAGAAAAAAAAGAGGAUUCAGAGACAAGAAGAUCUCAAGAAAGAAAGGGAGGAGCAUCGUAAUAUAAAUCAACACAUUGACAGAUGGUUAGAAGUGAAAAAAGAAGAAGACAACAGGAUUAAAAUGGAAGAAUUAAUGAAUAAAGAUGUUGACUGCAGUCUUUCAGAUGUGAAUAAAAAGAAAGCCGAUGCCAAAAAGAAUUUGGCACUGAUAAGGGCAUUGGUGAAACUGCGCCAAGUCAGGGAAACCAUGCACACUCAAAGAGGAGAAAAAACAUCUUUGGAAGACAAACAGGCUUUCUCCUUGACCACUGCAAAAAUGUUGAAAAUUUGGGAAAAUACAUCCAAGCAGUACAAUGCUGAAGAAUUGAUGUUAAAGACCAUGUUAGAGAAAACAGCCACUGAAACUUUGAGAAAUAAGGAGUUACUCAAGGAAAGAGAAACACUUUUCCUAUGGGAAAAAGCCAUCUUUGGAAAUAAAGUCAAUCCCACUCCUGAAAAUGCUACCCAUUGGGCUCUGACAGCUGCUGAAAGGGACAUGGAAACUUUCAUAGCUAUCAGAAAAAGUUGGGACACUUUUCUGGUUCCUCCACCUCAAGGAUCAAGUCUGCCAAUAAGUUGGGUUUUUCCUCCAAAUCAAUGCACCGAGGAAUGGAAGAAAUUUCAGGCACACUAAUUUUUUUGUCACUUGUAAUUAAUAUUUAUAGUUUUUAUAUUCUUUAAUAAUUCUUAAUAAUAAAAAAAAUUUCAAACU